UAUGCCUAGAUCGCGGAUAAAUGGAAAUUUUAUUGAUAAGACCUUUUCAAUUGUAGCCAAUAUCUUAUUGCAAAUAAUUCCGACAACUUCAGGAGAAAAGGAGGCAUUUACCUAUUACAGAGAUGGUGUGAUGUCAGCUCAAUCCGAAGGAAAUUAUGCAGAAGCUUUACAGAAUUAUUAUGAAGCUAUGCGACUAGAAAUUGAUCCCUACGAUCGAAGUUAUAUACUCUAUAAUAUAGGUCUUAUCCAUACAAGUAAUGGAGAACAUACGAAAGCUUUGGAAUAUUAUUUUCGAGCACUAGAACGAAAUCCAUUCUUACCACAAGCUUUUAAUAAUAUGGCCGUGAUCUGUCAUUACGGAGAACAGGCCAUUCACCAGGGCGAUUCUGAAAUUGCGGAGGCUUGGUUUGAUCAAGCUGCUGAGUAUUGGAAACAGGCUAUAGCACUUACUCCUGGUAAUUAUAUUGAAGCACAUAAUUGGUUGAAGAUCACGGGGCGUUUCGAAUAA
Apis cerana (Asiatic honeybee) is the source of this 508-nucleotide messenger RNA. RefSeq lists its product as uncharacterized. Lineage: Eukaryota; Metazoa; Arthropoda; Insecta; Hymenoptera; Apidae. Gene Ontology annotation, molecular function: protein binding. The record is from RefSeq and is a predicted model, not a curated record.